AUUCCUUGUUAGACAAUUGACACGAUUCGAGGAGGUCCUUGAUAGCAGAGUUCCAUCGAGAGGAAAUUCAUCUCAACUCUUUGGCUGGAUUUUCUGUCCUUUCUCUACGAUUAUUAUUCAUCAUUGUUCUCCAUUUUCCCUGGUCAGUUCGUAAAUACCAAUAUAUAUUAAAUCAAAUUGCCAUUUCGCAAAGAUUUACUUGGGUUAGCGUGAUAUUUCAAUGGAGAACGUUAGCAAUGGCUCCACUCAAUUUAGUGUAAAGAAAGAAGAGCCAACUCUGGUUCCUCCUGCGGCAGAAACAGAGAAGGGUCUGUACUUCCUCUCAAACCUUGAGCAGAUUUCAUUUAUGGUACGUACUGUUUACUGCUACAAAUCGGAUGCUAAAGGCAACAAAGAUGCUGCGAAAGUCAUCAAGGAAGCCUUGUCAAAGGUUCUUGUCCAUUACUACCCACUCGCAGGACGGCUAAUAAAGAGCUCAGAAGGAAGGCUGAUGGUGGAUUGCACAGGUGAGGGUGCUAUUUUUGUUGAGGCCGAAGCAGACGGCACAAUAGAGGAGAUAGGAGACAUAUCAAAGCUUGAUCCGGUCACAAUUGGUAAGCUGGUUCAUGACAUUCCUGGCGUAACGAACGUACUUGACACAAAACUUACUCUGGUGGCUCAGGUGACUAAGUUCAAAUGCGGAGGUUUUGUUCUUGGUCUAUGUGUGAACCAUAGUAUAGUUGAUGGAAUUGCCGCCAUAGAUUUUAUGAAUUCAUGGAGUGAAACUGCAAGAGGUUUGCCCCUUGAAGUCCCUCCUUUUCUUGAUAGAAGCAUACUCAAAGCCCGAAACCCACCUAAGAUAGAGUUUCAGCACAACGAAUUUGUUGAUAUUGAAGAGGUAUCAGAGACCAACAAAGUUUACGAAGAAGAAAUGAUACAUAGUUCCUUCUGUUUUGACCCCGACAAGCUUGGACAGCUCAAGAAAAAGGCCAUGGAAAAUGGGGUUCUAGACAAGUGCACAUCAUUUGAAGCCCUCUCAGCUUUCGUCUGGAGAGCUCGAACUCAGGCAUUAAGGAUGCCGCCCAAUCAACAGACGAAGCUUCUCCUUGUUGUUGAUGGGCGGUCUAGGUUUGAGCCACCAAUACCAAAGGGAUACUUUGGCAAUGCAGUUGUGUUAACAAAUUCAAUAUGCAGUGCGUCCGAACUAGUGGAGAGUCCAUUGUCAUUUGCAGUUGGUCUGGUUCGCAAAGCAAUUAACAUGGUUACAAACAGUUAUAUGAGAUCAGCCAUAGAUUACGUGGAAAUAACAAGAGCUAGGCCUUCUCAUGCAGCAACCUUAGUGGUGACAUCUUGGUCUAGGCUAUCUUUACGCACGUCAGACUUUGGAUGGGGAGAGCCUGUGUUUUCUGGGCCAGGGGAUUUGCCUCGGAGGGAAACAGUUUUUUAUCUAGCGGAUGGGAAAGAUGGAAAAGGCAUCAAUGUGCUUUUGUGUUUGCCGGCUUCUGCCAUGAAAGUCUUCGAACAACUCAUGAUGGAGAUUUGAAGGUAGCUGGGCUAACCAUUUUCUUGGAUUAUCUAUUUCGGUCGGAGCCUUAAUUUGUUAUAUAUAGCUUUGUGCAAUUUAUUGUAAGAACUACUGUACUGUAGCUUUUUUUAAAAAAUAUUAUAUAUAUUUGAAGGGGACAUUGAUUAAGGUCACGUAGCUAGUAGUACUGUACUGUACUUGUAGUGGAAGAGAUCAUCAAAGUGAACCAAAGCCAUAAAUCUCAUGCAUAGAUGAUCAAUACCAGGACCUUUGCCUUCAUAUAUCUCGGUUUAAAUAACACAAAACUGAAGACUCAGUUGUUGUAGUUGUUGUAGUCAUAUUUAAUUAUGUAAUCAUGCCAAUGUGCAUUUAAGAGACUAUGGCCACAAUUUCCAAA
Juglans regia (Persian walnut) is the source of this 1901-nucleotide messenger RNA. Its product is annotated as omega-hydroxypalmitate O-feruloyl transferase-like. The coding region runs from base 221 to 1522 and encodes 433 amino acids. The record is from RefSeq and is a predicted model, not a curated record. Gene Ontology annotation, molecular function: acyltransferase activity, transferring groups other than amino-acyl groups. The transcript is spliced from 2 exons. NCBI's taxonomy places the organism in Eukaryota, Viridiplantae, Streptophyta, Magnoliopsida, Fagales, Juglandaceae.